UGAACACGACACGUGAUCAGAGCGUUGUUCAUUUCAAGAUGGCGGACAGCGAAGUACAAGAAAAUCAAGCUAACAGACCGCAGUUUCCACCAAAUUUAGGCCCACAAGCAGACCAUGAUGGUAAAUCCCAACAAGGCCCUGCACAAAACUUUCCACCUGGGGUAAACAUGAUGUUCAAUCGAAUGCCAGCUAUGAUGCCAGGUGGAAUGCCAGGAAUGGUACCAAACGCUAGACCAAAUUUCGGAAAUCAAUUACCACACAUGAAUUUACCAGGGUUACAGAGGCCACCAAUGAAUGCUGUUGGUAUGCCAAACCUACCAAUGCCAGGGAUGCCACCAAACAUGCAGCCACCCAUGAUUGACACAAACGGUGAUCUGUGGCUGGAACACAAAACACCAGAAGGAAAGGUUUACUAUUAUAAUGCAAGAACUAGAGAAUCGGCUUGGGAGAAGCCAAAGAAUCUUGUAAACAACUUGAAACAACAAGAUCAAGCACAGCAGCAACAUGACAGUGAUAAGGCUGCAAAUGAAGCACAUCAACAACAACGAAAUGGUCCACAACCACCUAUGGGAAAUUUAAACCCACUCUUACAGCUACGGUCACCACAAUUUCCACAUGGUAUGCAAAUGCAAUUACCCUUUCCAGCAGGCUUCCAACAAGCUCACCAACCAGGCCUUGGUAUGACACAACACCUGCCUACAAAUCCAGGUAUGUACCCCGGUGGCAUACCCCCUCUGCUUUCUGCUCAACGGCAUCCUGAAUGGAGUGAGCAUAAAAUAGCUGACGGUCGUUCGUACUACUACAAUUCCCAAACAAAGGCAUCUGUUUGGGAAAAACCCGAUGUUUUGAAAACUCCUGAGGAGAAAAUGAAAGACUCUAAACAAACGUCUGAGAUGAAUAUACCUCAACAAAUUCCAGAUGGUAGUGACGUUAAAAUCGUAGACCCAACAAAAGCACUUCAGGAUGAAAAACCAAGUGAAACAAGUAAUGAUACAUUCAGUGAUGGUCAGUCUGGUAAUAAACCAGUGGCAAGUCAUGCUGUACCUGGCACACCAUGGUGUAUUGUGUGGACUGGGGAUGAGAAGGUGUUCUACUUUAAUCCUACAACAAAAGUUUCUGUGUGGGAGAAACCUGAAGACCUGGUUGAUAAUGACAAAGUGGAUGAAAUGUUGAAGGCUGGUCCUGAGAAUAAAGCAGAAAAAAGCAAAGAUCUCAAGCGAAGCCCUGACGAUGCAGGGGAACCGGAACCAGAACCAGAAGCUAAGAAACAACGCAGUGUCGAUGAAGAAAGCGAUACUCCCGAAGUGCCAGCUGCAGCAGUUGUGCAAGAAGAAGAGAAACCAAAAACUGAAACAGGCAAAGCAAUUGAGAGAGAAAGAGACGCUGCCAUCAAACGAAAGACAUUAGCUUUGGAGGAAAGAAUGAACGACUUUAAAGAAAUGCUUCGAGAAAGAGCGGUUUCGGCGUUUUCAACAUGGGAUAAAGAGCUGCCGAAGUUUGUCUUCGACUCUCGCUAUUUGUUGUUGAAUCAGAGAGAAAGGAAGGCGGCGUUUGAUCAAUAUGUCCGAUCCCGUGCCGAAGAAGAACGGGUGGAAAGGAGAAACAAGUUGAAGGAAAAGAAGGAAGCGUUUAAAGCCUUGUUGGAAGAGGCUAAAGUGUCAUCAAGGACAACGUUCAGUGAGUUCUCGUUAAAACACGGCAAAGAUGAGAGAUUUAAGGAGAUUGCUAAGAUGAGGGAACGUGAAGGUCUGUUUUCAGAUUACGUCGCCGAGUUGCGAAAGUUGGAACGAGAAGCAUCGCAGAAGAAGAAAGAUUUCGUCGAUGAAAAGGUAAAAGAAGAGUAUUUUAAGCUGUUAUCAGAACAAGACAUUAAGACAGAGGAUCCGCAUUGGCAUACAGUCAAAGCAAACAUCUGCGAGGACCCAAGGUACAAGGCCAUUGAGAGCAGUCAUCGCCGCAAAGAACUGUUUAAGGAAUAUAUACAACAAUUUCAACAGCCUGAAAAAACCGAACCAGAUGAAGAGAAAGAGAAGUUAAAUCGUGUCGAAGCAAGUCUACGAGAACGAGAACGACAAGUGUAUGCGCAGCAGGCGGAAAUGAUGGACGAACGUGAGAAGGAGAAAGAAAAACAUGUGAAAGAAAAAGCUACCCAACAUUUUCAAGCUCUCAUGUCUGAUAUGGUUCGGAAUGCUGACGCAAAUUGGAAGGAAACAAAACGUAGCUUGAGAAAAGAUCAUCGUUGGCAGAUGUUGGAAAGUUUAAGCAAAGAGGAAAAGGAAAAGUUGUUCAAUAAUCAUAUCAACCAACUGAUCCAACGAAAAAGAGAUCAAUUUAGGAAACUUCUAGAUGAACAGACAGAGAUCGGGCUUACCACAAGCUGGCGAACAGCGAGAAAAUUGAUAAAGGAAGACCCAAGGUUUUCAAAAUAUUCAUCUAGUGACAGGAAGCGUGAAACAGAAUUUAAUGAUUAUAUGAGAAAUAAACUUAAUCAAGCCAAGAAUGAAUUUUGGGAUCUGCUCAAAGAAACUCAUGUUAUUGACCACAGGUCAAGCAAGCUUUUAGCUGAAUCAGACAGACAUUUAAAGGAUAUAAUUGAAACAUUAAAGCAAGACCGUCGAUAUUUGGUGCUAGAUGAUGCUGAUGAUGAGCGUGAUAGGAUCCUUUAUCAAUACAUUGGUGAACUCUCUCGUCGUGGCCCUCCCCCACCUCCCACGGCCUCAACUCCAGCUAACAGAAGCAAGAGACCAUGGUUUGUACAGGAUAACCUAACCUAGAGUCAACUCAUGCAUCAGCCACACAAACUGUCCCAGGUUGCCCCAGAAUGUUUGAAUACACAUGCAGUUAAGACGAUGAAUGUUUUUAUCAAAACUGCUGGGCAAUUGUAUCAUAUCUGAACAUUUUUAAGUUAUAACUUCACUUCACUGAAGUUUGACACGACUAUGCACCUGUUGAAAACAUCAAAG
Dendronephthya gigantea is the source of this 2963-nucleotide messenger RNA. RefSeq names its product transcription elongation regulator 1-like. The coding region runs from base 39 to 2774 and encodes 911 amino acids. The transcript is spliced from 18 exons. The record is from RefSeq and is a predicted model, not a curated record. Gene Ontology annotation, cellular component: nucleus. NCBI's taxonomy places the organism in Eukaryota, Metazoa, Cnidaria, Anthozoa, Malacalcyonacea, Nephtheidae. Gene Ontology annotation, molecular function: RNA polymerase binding; transcription coregulator activity.